Molecule: messenger RNA, 1161 nt
Organism: Talaromyces amestolkiae
Lineage: Eukaryota; Fungi; Ascomycota; Eurotiomycetes; Eurotiales; Trichocomaceae
Exons: 1
Coding region: 1-1161 (386 amino acids)
Biological process (GO): regulation of transcription by RNA polymerase II
Molecular function (GO): DNA-binding transcription activator activity, RNA polymerase II-specific
Source: RefSeq, a predicted model, not a curated record
AUGGUUUCCUGCUCCUUUAUUGGGUCCCCGGUACCUCUGGCCGGUCGUGAUGACCCGGAUCAGCCUACUAUUGCGUCGGUGCCUGCAGCGGCGCCAAUGAGGCUAAAUCAAGUACCGAAAAGUGCUACUGCUAGUCCAGCAGCCUCGUGGCCUAUAUCUUCAUCUCAACCAUCACAAAGUCCUCAAAACCCAAUUUUGGAACCACAGGUUCCGCUACCGGUAGUGCCUGGAUUACAAGUGUUUGAUAUGGAACUUAUGCAUCAUUAUAUGGUUUCAACAUGUUAUACUUUAUCUCGAAGUCCGUCCGUGCAAGGUGUCUGGCGCGACGAAGCACCGCGCGUGGGAUUCACUAUGCCCGCUGUUCUACACGCUAUUUUGGCUUUAUCGGCACUCCAUCUCGCCCGCUCAGAUCCUUCACGCCGGGCAGUGUGUAUAGCCCACGCACACAUGCACCACACCACAGCAGUUCGUGCAGUCACCCCCAAUCUACAAUCCUUAGCAUCCGAUAACGGGGUCGGAUUGUUUCUCUUCUCCUCCUUAUUAUGCAUGUUCGCCUGCGCAAACACGAAGUUUGAAAACAACAAUUUCCUCGUUCUAUUCGAAAAGGGCGCUCUCGCUGAAUGGGCGCUACUCUUCCGGGGCACGAAGACAGUUAUUGAGUACAGCAGUCAUGAUUUCAAGACUGGGAUUCUGAGCUCGAUAUUUAUGAAUGGGGCUCAGUCGAACUUUGCUCGUCAUGCGCUGUCACUUGAUCAGGCGCAAGUGUAUACCUGGGAAUUGAAGCGGAUGAUUUCAGCGGAGUACGCGCAUGAUCCCCGGACGCGCAGGAUCUAUGAUGAAGCAGUGGACACAUUGGGCAGGACACUUGCAGUCGUGAUGAAACCCGGCGAAGGAACGAGGAUUCAGACUGCAGACAUAUUCGCUUGGUUGCUGGAAGUAUCAAAUGAGUAUCUAGAGUUUCUAGGGCAAGAGGAGCCGAUUGCGUUGAUUGUUUUUGCAUAUUUCUGUGUGGCAUUACAGCAGAUUGAAUGGAUGUGGUGGAUGGAAGGGCUGAGCAGUCGGCUACUAAUGCAGUUGUAUUCGGUAUUGGACAAGGAAUAUCGCGGUUGGCUGAAAUGGCCACAAGAGCAGAUAGGGUGGCAUCCUCUGGACUCUUUAUAA